Penicillium cataractarum is the source of this 2247-nucleotide messenger RNA. RefSeq names its product SDA1 family protein. Gene Ontology annotation, cellular component: nucleolus. Gene Ontology annotation, biological process: ribosomal large subunit biogenesis; ribosomal large subunit export from nucleus. The record is from RefSeq and is a predicted model, not a curated record. The coding region runs from base 1 to 2247 and encodes 748 amino acids. NCBI's taxonomy places the organism in Eukaryota, Fungi, Ascomycota, Eurotiomycetes, Eurotiales, Aspergillaceae. The transcript is spliced from 3 exons.
AUGGUCAAAAGAAAGCUCGGGGCCUUGGAAAAGGUUGAGGCUGAUCUGCCUAACUUGCAGCACAAGAUUCGAAGGGAUCCCAAGUCUUAUAUCGAGGAUUUCCGCGCCCAGCACUACCAAUAUGAGUCGCAUCGCGAAAUUUUCAUGGCGGCUCCCUCUGCCGCCACGGACACCGGCAUUAUCUCUCUGAGGGAGCUUAUUGACUUCAUUUCCCAUGUCGCUGAUUGCUAUCCGGAGAUCUUGAAGGACUUCCCACAGCAGCUCAUUGACAUGCUGAUGCAACACCACCUGGUUUUGGAGCCUGAACUGCGUGAGAAAAUCGUUGGAAGCAUCGUGCUUCUCAAGAAGAAGGACCUUCUCGAUUCGGCUACGCUGCUUCACACUCUCUUCCCGAUUCUCAUCACCACGCCCAGCAAGACCCUUCGUGCUCUUCUAUUCCAGAAGAUCCUGUCGGAACUACGUCAGGCUAACUCCAAAACCACCAACCACAAGUUGAACCGGACGAUGCAGACUGUCCUCUUCAAUCUGGUCACCUCCGAUCGCACGUCUUCUAAAGCAUUGUGGGCCAUCAAAAUUACCCGAGAGCUAUGGAAGCGCCAGAUCUGGACGGACGCCAAGGCUGUCGAGGUUAUGAAGGAGGCAGCGCUUUCGGAGAAUGAAAAGGUGAUCGUCGGCGGAGUGCGUUUCUUCCUCGGUGGUGAUAAGGAGCGUGAGGACAUGGAGGAUGAGAGCAGUGACGAAGAGACCCUCGACAUCGGUCGUCUUCGUCAUACCUUGCAGAUCAAUAAAAAGUCGAAGAAGAAGGCCCGUGUUGCGGAGAAGGCCAUGGCUACGCAUAAGAAGAAGGAGCGCAAGAAGAACCAGCCGCACCCCCUCAACUUCUCAGCCCUCCAUCUGCUCCAUGACCCUCAAGGAUUCGCCGACAGCAUGUUCACCAAGCACUUGCAAAGCAGCAGGGCUAAGCUGAACUUGGAGCAGAAGCUCCUUGUUCUACAGUUGGUCUCCCGCCUUGUUGGCCUGCACAAGCUGCAUAUCAUGUCGCUGUACUCCUACUUCCAGAAGUUCCUUACUCCCCGCCAGCCUUCGGUCACCUCCUUCUUGGCCUCAUUGGCUCAGGCAUCGCACGAUCUGGUGCCUCCAGAUGUCCUUGAACCUCUCAUUCAGAAGAUUGCCAACGAGUUUGUCUCUGAAGCAUCUGCUGGAGAGGUCGCCACUGCUGGUCUCAAUGCCAUCCGCGAGAUCUGUGUGAGACAGCCACUGGCUAUGAACGAAACCCUCCUCCAGGACCUUGUCAUGUACAAGAAGAGCAAAGAUAAGGGUGUGAUGAUGGCUUCCAAGGGUCUGCUCAGUCUCUACCGUGACGUUGGAGCGCAGAUGCUCAAGAAGCGGGAUCGUGGCAAGGAAGCCUCUAUGGGUCUCCGCUCUGGCGAGAAAGAGCAGAGACGUUUCGGUCAACAGGAUAUUGGCGGAAUCGAGGGUCUCGAGCUGUUGGAGAAGUGGAAGGAAGAGGAGCGUCGCAAGAGACGUGAGGAGAAGGGCCUGGCUUCUGACGCCGAGGAUGACGAGGACGAGGAAGAUGAUUGGGCUGCUUGGAACAUUGAGGAUGAUGACGACAGUGAUGACUCUGGUGAAUGGAUCAAUGUCGAGAGUGAUGUUGAGAUUGAACUCAGCGACUCCGAAGAUGAGGGCAAGAACCGACCCUCGAAGAAAUCCAAGCAGGAUGAUGCCGAGGCCAAGGAGAAGGAGAAGGAGAAGGAAGAUGCGGCUCAAGAGGCUAAGCUAUCCACCCUCGCCACCACGAGAAUUUUGACCCCCGCCGAUCUCGCGAAGCUUGCCGAGCUCCGUGCUCAGGCAUCUGUCGAGUCUGCUGUUAACGGCUCAAGGUCCCGCCGGGCUGCUCAGCCUGCUGCCCGCCACACGGAUGACCCGUUGACUGCUGCAGAGAUCGAGGGUCUGGCGUCUUUGUCCGCUGGCAAGGCCACUCGUGAAGAACGUAUUGCCCAUGCUCGUGAGGGCAAGCCGGAUCGCGAGGAGCACAAGAGCAAGGAAGGCAGGCGGAGAGAACGCAAGCAGGAGCAGGGCAAGAGUACCACCAACAAGGAGAAGGCUCGCCGCAAGAACUUCCUCAUGACCCUGGGCAAGGCGAAGAGCAAGAACAAGCGCAGUCUGGUGGAAACUCGGGCGGUGCUGAAGGCUCACCACGAACGCCAGAAGAGAGGCGGCAAGCGUGGUAAUCUUGGAAACUGA